GGAGCGGAGACCCUGGGGUCAGGCCAGUCUGUACCAUCCUAAGGUUUCCCUGACCUGGAAUAUCCUUAUUUGAGCUAACUUAUGUCUUAAAUUCUCCACCCUUCCUUUCCUCCAGCAGGACAAAUUUCGUUGUGAAAGACCGCAACACGCAGCCCUUGCUCAACUUGUGGCUUGCCAUCGGGGCGGGGCGAGGCGAGAAAGCGGAAAUGCAGGGCGCGAACGAGGCUGGAGAUUCUCCCACCCCCACCCCGGCCACGUGUGCGCGCGCCGUCUGUAGUGGGCGGGGCCAGCUCGCUCGGGACCCCGCCCCUCCCUUCCUGAGACGCCGCGGCCCUGCGGGCGGGGGCUCCGGUCCGGGCUUUGGCUGCGGCCCCGGUGUAGUAGCGGGGGCGGCGGCCGGGGGCAGCGCGGCUCCUUCCCUUGUUGUGUGUGUCGGUGCCUCCUCGCCAUCUUGUUGCAAAGCCUUUUCUUGUCGGCGGGACUCCCGGGGGCCGCGGGGCGGGAGGCAUCUGAAGGGAAGAAGAGAGGGAGGGGAAGGAGGGAGGCAGUGCUGCCUUUUGUUUUUUUGCAUCAAAAUUUUUAAAAUUUGCAAAUUAUAUUUUGCAAGUAUUUUGGGAAACAUUAAUUUUUGUCUCCGUGCUCUCCCGUUCUUCCCUGCGGAGUGCGCUGCGCCGCCCAGCCCUGUCGCCCCCCGGAGGUGAUCCCUCCCUCCUGCCUGCCCGCCAGCCUGACCUGUGCCCGGCUCGCGGGCCGCAGUCUCGGCCCCGGCGCGCCCCCGGCAGCUCUCGGCGGGAUGAGCAUAGAGACGCUACUGGAGGCGGCCCGCUUCCUGGAAUGGCAAGCGCAGCAACAACAGAGAGCACGUGAGGAGCAGGAGCGGCUUCGCUUGGAGCGGGAGAGGGAGCAGGAGCAGAAGAAGGCCAGCAGCCUGGCCAGGCUGGCCCAUGCCCUGCCCGUGGAGGAGCCCCGCAUUGAAGCACCACCCCUACCUCUGUCCCCUCCGGCACCCCCGCCAGCACCCCCACCCCCACUUGCCACCCCCACCCCACUGACUGUCAUUCCUAUUCCAGUAGUGACCAACUCUCCUCAACCUCUGCCCCCACCCCCACCACUGCCUCCUGCAGCCCAGCCUCUGCCCCUGGCGCCCCGCCAGCCAGCCCUGGUUAGCACCCCUGGACUCAGCAUUAAGGAGGCUGCCCCCCUGCCCACCAGGCCACAGGUGCCCACCCCUGCUCCCCUGCUGCCGGACUCCAAGACCACCCUUCCGCCCACUGGCAGCCCUAAGCCUCUGCAGCCCCUCCCCACCCCUAUCCUGACCAUAGCACCACACCCUGGAGUCCAGCCCCAGCUGGCCCCCCAGCAGCCACCCCCACCCACUCUUGGGACCCUGAAGUUGGCACCAGCGGAAGAAGUCAAAUCCAGCGAACAGAAGAAGAGGCCUGGGGGGAUCGGAACCAGAGAAGUCCACAACAAAUUGGAGAAGAACAGGAGGGCCCAUCUGAAAGAAUGCUUUGAGACCCUGAAGCGCAACAUCCCCAACGUGGACGACAAGAAGACGUCGAAUCUGAGUGUGCUGCGGACGGCGCUGCGGUACAUCCAGUCUCUGAAGAGGAAGGAGAAGGAAUACGAGCAUGAGAUGGAGCGGCUGGCGCGGGAGAAGAUCGCCACACAGCAGCGGCUGGCGGAGCUCAAGCAUGAGCUGAGCCAGUGGAUGGACGUGCUGGAGAUCGACCGUGUGCUCCGGCAGACUGGCCAGCCGGAGGACGACCAGGCCUCCACCUCUACGGCCUCUGAGGGUGAGGACAACAUAGACGAGGAUAUGGAGGAGGAUCAGGCCGGCCUGGGCCCACCUAAACUGAGCCAUCGCCCCCACCCGGAGCUGCCGAAGCCACCGCCCAGCACCGCCCCCGCACCUCUGCCUCCCCAUCCACACCCCCACUCCCAGCCUGUGGCCCUGUCUCCUGUCCACCUGCCUGGGCAGCAGCCGCCACCACAGCAGAAGACACCUCUGCCAGCCCCUCCUCCCCCACCGGCUGCCCCUGCCCAGACGCUGGUGCCCGCUCCAGCCCAUCUGGUGGCUGCAGCUGGUGGAGGUUCCACGGUCAUCGCCCACACGGCCACCACCCACGCCUCAGUCAUCCAGACUGUGAACCACGUUCUACAGGGGCCGGGCGGCAAGCACAUCGCCCACAUUGCCCCCUCGGCCCCCAGCCCUGCUGUGCAGCUGGCACCUGCCACACCCCCCAUUGGCCACAUCACAGUGCACCCUGCCACCCUCAACCAUGUGGCCCACCUCGGCUCCCAGCUGCCCCUGUAUCCACAGCCCGUGGCAGUGAGCCAGCCCGUGGCGGUGAGCCACAUUGCCCACACCCUCUCACACCAGCAAGUGAAUGGCACAGCGGGGCUGGGACCCCCAGCCACUGUCAUGGCAAAGCCAGCUGUGGGGGCUCAGGUGGUGCACCACCCCCAGCUGGUGGGCCAGACAGUGCUCAACCCCGUGACCAUGGUCACCAUGCCCUCCUUCCCGGUCAGCACACUCAAGCUGGCUUGAGGAUGAGGCCACUCAGAGGCCCCCAGUGGGGGCAGGGAGGGGGACCUGUCCCCCACUCUCCCACCCACCAGCUCCACACAUUCCAGCCAGGCCAAGGCCCGCCCCACCCACACCCACCCCCAGGCCUCCUAGGGGAAGGGGGUGCAGAGACUCUGAGCCAGGGGAGGGAGGGCCCCCCCCCAGGGAGCUGGGCACAGGGCAGGGGGUUACCCCACUGCACUAGGACUUGAUAAAGUGAUGAGACACUC
This is a messenger RNA of Panthera uncia (snow leopard), 2799 nucleotides long. RefSeq names its product MAX network transcriptional repressor (gene MNT). The coding region runs from base 794 to 2551 and encodes 585 amino acids. The transcript is spliced from 6 exons. Gene Ontology annotation, molecular function: RNA polymerase II cis-regulatory region sequence-specific DNA binding; protein dimerization activity; DNA-binding transcription factor activity, RNA polymerase II-specific. Lineage: Eukaryota; Metazoa; Chordata; Mammalia; Carnivora; Felidae. Gene Ontology annotation, biological process: regulation of transcription by RNA polymerase II. The record is from RefSeq and is a predicted model, not a curated record.